Messenger RNA from Micromonas commoda, 1316 nucleotides. RefSeq names its product glyceraldehyde-3-phosphate dehydrogenase a chloroplast precursor (gene GAPA). Bases 34 to 1167 code for a protein of 377 amino acids. NCBI's taxonomy places the organism in Eukaryota, Viridiplantae, Chlorophyta, Mamiellophyceae, Mamiellales, Mamiellaceae. Gene Ontology annotation, biological process: glucose metabolic process. The transcript has 4 exons. Gene Ontology annotation, cellular component: chloroplast. The record is from RefSeq and is a predicted model, not a curated record. Gene Ontology annotation, molecular function: glyceraldehyde-3-phosphate dehydrogenase (NAD+) (phosphorylating) activity; NADP binding; NAD binding.
CACGCACGCUUCCACGCGCCACUUUAGUUUAAAAUGGCCGCUUUCGCUACCACCACCCCCUCCCUGAAGGCUGAGUUCCGCGGUCAGACCGCCGGCCUCAAGCGCGGCAAGGCCGUCAAGGCCGCCGCCGUUAACACCGUCACCGAGGCUAAGGUCAAGGUCGCCAUCAACGGUUUCGGCCGCAUCGGCCGCAACUUCCUCCGCUGCUGGCACGGACGCGCGUCCUCCAACCUCGAGGUCGUCGCCAUCAACGACUCCGGCGGUGUCAAGCAGGCGUCCCACCUCGUCAAGUACGACUCCAUCCUCGGCACCUUCAACGCCGACGUGAAGAUCGUCGACGACACCCACAUCUCCAUCGACGGCAAGUCCAUCGAGAUCGUGUCCUCCCGCGAUCCCCUCCAGCUCCCCUGGAAGAAGCUCGGCGUGCAGCUCGUGAUUGAGGGCACCGGCGUCUUCAUCGACACCCCCGGCGCGUCCAAGCACCUCGAGGCUGGCGCCGAGAAGGUGCUCAUCACCGCCCCCGCCAAGGGCGACGACAUCCCCACCUACGUGAUGGGCGUCAACGCGGACCAGUACACCCACGCCGACAAGAUCAUCUCCAACGCGUCGUGCACCACCAACGGCCUCGCGCCCUUCGCCAAGGUUCUCGACGACAAGUUCGGCAUCGUCAAGGGUCUCAUGACCACCACCCACUCCUACACCGGCGACCAGCGCAUCCUCGACGCGUCCCACCGCGAUCUCCGCCGCGCCCGCGCCGCCGCGCUCAACAUCGUGCCCACCUCCACCGGUGCCGCCAAGGCUGUCGCCCUCGUCCUCCCCCAGCUCAAGGGCAAGCUCAACGGCAUCGCGCUCCGCGUGCCCACCCCCAACGUCUCCGUCGUCGACAUGUGCAUCCAGACCGAGAAGAAGUGCACCGCCGAGGAGAUCAACGCCGCCUUCCGCGAGGCUGCCGAGGGCCCCAUGAAGGGCAUCCUCGCCGUCGCCGACGAGCCCCUCGUCUCCAUCGACUUCCGCUGCUCCGACGUGUCCACCACCAUCGACGCCGCGCUCACCAUGGUGAUGGGCGACGACCUCAUCAAGGUUGUGGCCUGGUACGACAACGAGUGGGGCUACUCCCAGCGCGUGGUCGACCUCGCGGAGCUCACCGCCACCAAGUGGGGCAAGUAAUCGCCUUCGCCGUGUUCCCUGCUAACUUUGUUUAUUAGAGAUACGGUGCGCCGUGGACCGGCGCGUGUGUGGAUUUGUGCUGCGUCGAGGCCUAUUUAGCCUCGAAUUGUGCCAUAGUGAAGAGUUUAAAAACCACGAUUCUUAACCGG